This is a messenger RNA of Paracoccidioides brasiliensis Pb18, 276 nucleotides long. RefSeq lists its product as uncharacterized. Bases 1 to 276 code for a protein of 91 amino acids. The transcript has a single exon. The record is from RefSeq and is a predicted model, not a curated record.
AUGUCUGGGAUGCGAGGAUCCGGAUAUCGACUUCGUGAUAGUCGAAGCAAAGAAGUAUUUCAGCCGCCGUAUCUGUGGAGUAGUAUGAAUUCAAACUUCCCGGUUACAAUCGACAAGAGCUUCUCCCCGGUGAGUAUGAUCGGCCACAAGCUACGGCGGCCAAAGCAGGGUGGAGAGAAAGAACAAAAGCUAGUGUCUACGCAAACUCUUGUUAAUGCCACUCGCGUUGCUGUAAUAAAAAUCGCGAUGCUCAGUCGACGAUCCACGGCUUCGUAA